UGACAUGGCGAUCGUCUAACAUCAGUCCUCUUUCGAACGUUGCUAUAGGUGGAGCGCUAUAAAAGCACAUCUACUUAUUCACCACACACAUUCCAAAAUGUUGAAGAUCGUGAUUGUAUUAUCGAUAUUUGUGUGCGUACUAGCCGCACCCACACCUGAAGAGCUGCAACCACUGUUGGAUGGACGUAUUGUUGGCGGUUUUGCGACCACAAUCAGUUCUUUCCCAUGGCAAAUAUCAUUACAGAUCUCCGGCUCACAUUCAUGUGGGGGCUCGGUUUACAGUGAAACCAUCAUUGUCACAGCUGCACAUUGCCUUUCUGAUUAUCCAUCACUAACAACAUUGAGAGUACGAGCCGGUUCGUCCUACUGGAAUUCUGGUGGUACACUUUCUGAGAUUGCUGCAUUCAAGAUACACGAACUGUAUGGCACGAAUGGCAUGGCCAAUGAUAUUGCUUUAAUACGUUUAGCCAGUCCACUUAAGUUUAGCUCGACCAUUAAACCAAUUCCUUUGGCUGUGACAGCGCCAGCAGAUGGUGUCAUAGCGGUUGUAUCCGGUUGGGGUACUAAACUUUCUGGUUCACAGACGUUACCCACUCAAUUGCAGUAUGUUAAUGUAGAAGUUGUCGGUUUGGAAAAGUGUGCCUCAAAUAUUUAUGGCUAUGAUAGUGAAAGUGUUAGAGAAACUAUGAUCUGUUCCUACACCGAGGGCAAAGAUUCAUGUCAAGGAGAUUCUGGUGGUCCAAUGGUUGCGGAUGGCGUGCUGGUGGGCAUUGUAUCGUGGGGUAUAGGUUGCGGAUUCACCAACUAUCCGGGUGUUUACGCAGAUGUGGCUUCCCUACGUACAUGGGCAGAAAAUACGGCUGCAACUAUUUAAAUAUUUGAGACUUAGCUGUUAUGUAAUGCCUUACAGUUUAAUAACGCAAUAAAAUGUUAAUAAAAAAUAGAG
Messenger RNA from Bactrocera oleae (olive fruit fly), 946 nucleotides. RefSeq names its product trypsin alpha. Gene Ontology annotation, molecular function: serine-type endopeptidase activity. The record is from RefSeq and is a predicted model, not a curated record. Gene Ontology annotation, biological process: proteolysis. NCBI's taxonomy places the organism in Eukaryota, Metazoa, Arthropoda, Insecta, Diptera, Tephritidae.